This is a messenger RNA of Cladocopium goreaui, 1650 nucleotides long. Lineage: Eukaryota; Dinophyceae; Suessiales; Symbiodiniaceae. The record is from the annotation of a GenBank genome assembly.
AUGGCCCCCAGUCGCGGCUCCGUUCCUUCCUGUGGCUUCGCAGUGGACGCCACCAAGAAAGGUGAGUUGCCACUGAAGGUGGAAAAGCGUGCCAAGGGAAAGAAGGUAACGAUCAUCGGGAAUGUCAAUGGUGAUGCCACUCGUCUUUCCCGCGCCUUGCAGACGAUGCUUGGGGUUGGAGGAUCUGUACGACAGGCUGAAAGAGGUGCUUGGUCUGUGGAAGUUCAGGGCGAUCAAGUGCCACGAGUCACGAAGGCAUUGCUGGACUUCCAAUGUCUUCGUGGCCUUUCCUCAAGUUCUUUGGAGUCUGCACGAACGGUGAGCGAGACCAGAAGGACGGAGUCCGCGGUGGACCGUACAGCUGCCACAAAGUUUUUGGCACAGACACAAUCUGGUGCGUCGAUGUCCCCGGAAGAAGAACGUCGGCGUUUGUUGGAACUGGAGGCUGAGUUCUAUGGACAGUUCUGGGAGACAGCUCAAAGCUCCGAUGACUUCCUCGAUGUGUUCGAGGCCGACCUCUGCGAAUCGCCACCGGGGCACCAUGUGGAUGUGCUUCCAAGGGCCACCAAGGAUGGUCCAGAGUUGAACAUCGCCCUGCAGGCACUGGGCUUGUUGGCCGAGUGUGGAAAAGCCGUCCGAGAGUUCUGGCAGAAUUCUGGGAUGAGCCUGCAGCAAUUCAGGAAGAUGGCCAUGAACCCUGGAGCCAGGAUGAUUGGUCAAGGUCCUGGGCGGAAGCAAACGCCCACGAACUUGAAGUCGCGGCAGAAGCUUUCAGACUGGCGAUCCGUUGGAAGGGCAAACUACUUUUCGCCUACUGUGAGCGCCAUAGAUAACUAUGAGCGCCAUGGCAAGGCCACGAAGGGAUCAGCGAAUGCUACCCUGACGUAUCCAGAAGAGCCUUCGUUGAAGGUCGAGGAGGAUGAGGAGGGUUGGUGUCGUGCUCUCUUGAGCUAUGCUGUGCCGUUGCCAGUACCAUCUUCUCGCCUUGAAACGGAGGAGAAGGAUCAAGUAGCAAAGAAAGCCCUGCGAUCUCUUGAAGCUGUGCUCAGCGAGGACUUUUCAGGUGUAGAACGUGGACUCCCGGGAGUGAAGUGCUUCCUGGAUUGCAGCACUUUUGGCCUGGAUCUCUCCAUCAGCGAGGGAGACUUCCUUCAAGGCCAGCGACGUGACACAGGAAAAGCUCCAACCAAUCAGGACAAGGAUGAGAUGAGGCUAGAGAAGAAACUCCGUGAGAUUUGCGCUUUGAAGCGUCGCCAGGUUGAAGGAGAAAAACUGGAGAAACUGCAGGCCGAAAAGGUCGCGAAGCGCAGCGAACUCUUCCAAGAGGUGGCAGAAAUGAAGCUGCGGAGAGCCGAGAAGGAGUUGCUCCGGCUCUUCAAGAAGAAACACAAAGCUUUUCAGGAUGCUUUCUGGGACUUUGAGUCGCAGGAUUUGUACAAAGAUGGUGCUGCGCCAACGAGCGCAUUGACCCCCUUCGGCAUCUUCAAUCAAGAUAGAUGUGAAGGUCCUGCGACUGUGAGUUCCGAUGGUAUCCAUGCAGAGAGUUCUGCACCUCGAUGGGUCGGCGUGCCGCUUCACCUUUUCCUCAAAAAUGGUGAGGUAGCGGCCUUUGCAGUGGAGAUUUUGCGUGGACAGGUCCAUCUGGGCUGA